GGUACAAUUUGUGUAAGUGCAAGAGUCGACGUUGAGAAUAGCCGAACCGGCAAUGUCGUCUGUCAGGCGUGAAGCAUUGCACCAACUAAGCAACCACGCCGUCAUCGGCGUCAACUGGAGACCGAUGCGUCUCGUCGAAGAAGUGCCGCCCGAGCACGUCUGCAAACACUGUCACGUGAUUCCGCAGAGAACAGUGCUGCUUCCCUGCAAGCACGCCUUCUGCGGACUCUGCUGCGAGGCGAACUCGUCAGCGAGACGGAGCGUCUGCCCCAUCGACCAGCAGUCCUGCGGGAAAGACGAACUCCAGACGAUAGUGCUUCCAGCUAGAAUAGCGAACAGCUUGAAGGCUCACUGCUGGAAUGAAAGCAAAGGUUGCGAGUUUGUGGGCGCCAUGGACGCUCUCCUGCACCACUACGAAGAAGAAUGCGAGUUCCGCUUCCUUCAGUGUGCAGUAACCGGAGAGACCGUCCUGCACAAAGACCUACCGGCCCACUGCAAAGCUGGGUGCGUCGGUUCUGGUGCAGAAGCAUAUUACGCGUGCUCGAACCAAACGAUCGCUCAAGACACCGUGCCCUCAGCCGAAGACAUCAAAGACACCGUGGAGAAACAAAAGAAGCAAUUCGAAUACUUCCGCGAACGUCUCUCCAAAAACCAAGAUCGGAUAAACAACCUCGGCGAAACGUUGGCGACGCAAGGGCGCAAGUUGCAAGAACUGGAACUCCAGCGAGCAGACGGCGGGCGCCAACCGAAGGGCGGCUUCUCCCGCGCGGUCCGAAACGUUGUGCGGCGAAGCUUCCGCGAAGUGCGCCGCGCCGUUUCAAGUCGGCAGCAGCCGCCGAGAGAGAAUGCCGAAUCGGUCGAGCAUCUCGUCGACACAGUCGCUAUCGAAGGCAAAGCGUGUUCGUGGGAGUACGAAGGUUUAUUCAAAGAUGAUGGGGAGUUGCCGCAGAGGAAACCACUCGAGUGAAAGCCCUUCCGGCGCAAGUGCACAAUCCUAAGGCGGCCAGAGUGGCACAACACGUCACGGAGAAUCAAGUUACCGAUUUCAUUUGCAAUUACCCCAUUCGAAAAUCUCAAUGAUCACAGUUAACGAUUACUUCCUCACGAAAGUAACUGAGCAAUUACUAAAAAAAAAGAAGGUAAUCGUUUGCGUUUGCAUUACUUUCCUGCCAGAGUGAGUCCCAAACACAGUAAAUAAGUUGAACUGCCAGGGCUCUCUGAGUGCGUCCUCGGCAUCCAAUCACAUGCUGUCUGUGUUUGCCUAAAAUUUCUUUUAAAAUUUUUUUCUUGGUCAUCUCCUAUCGUUUUAUUAGGAAAGCAUCCGCAGUAACAUUGAAAACCUGCUCGAUUUGUGCGCUACAGAGAAGGGCUGUGUUUUAACGUACCAACAACCUGCGCGAAAGAUUGCCUUUAGUCAAUACCGCGAUGCUUUCGGACGGGUCCCUUACCAAGCGCAGCUCUUCAGUGUUUCUCGGACUCUGAACAGGUUCUCCUGCUAGGGCCGAUACAACGCGGCAGAAAUCG
Molecule: messenger RNA, 1524 nt
Organism: Dermacentor andersoni
Lineage: Eukaryota; Metazoa; Arthropoda; Arachnida; Ixodida; Ixodidae
Biological process (GO): regulation of canonical NF-kappaB signal transduction
Cellular component (GO): cytoplasmic side of plasma membrane; plasma membrane signaling receptor complex
Molecular function (GO): tumor necrosis factor receptor binding
Source: RefSeq, a predicted model, not a curated record